Cuscuta europaea is the source of this 8012-nucleotide messenger RNA. Lineage: Eukaryota; Viridiplantae; Streptophyta; Magnoliopsida; Solanales; Convolvulaceae. The record is from the annotation of a GenBank genome assembly.
ACAUAAGCUCGGACCAACCUCUCUCUAAACAUCCCAGAAACAUUUCCUCCUUCUUCUCUCUUCAUUUCUCAACCCCAAAUCAUCAACCCAUCUUCAACCAUAACUAAUCACUUUCUCAUCCAAGAUUAAGUCAAGAUUAGCAUCAAAGCUCCAAGGAUUGUCAUCAAUCACAAGUUUGAUCUUCCUUAUCUCAUUAAAUCUUGUACUUUAAUCAUGGAUUCAUCUAUUUCUAUGUUUCCCAACAUGUAUAGCUAAAUAAAUUUGGGGCUAGAAAUUGGUUAAUUAAUUGUUCUUAUAAUGUUUUAAUUUGUAUUGAUUUUAAUUGUUAAGUUUGUUCUAUUUAGAUUGUUGUGUCCAGAAAAUUAAUUAUGUCGUGUUUGUGAUAUAUAUUAUGAGUACUCAAUCAUAAACAUAUUGUUUGUUAAAUACACAAAUGAACACUUUCUGAACACACCGUUAAACUUCUUUUACCUUGUCCCGGAUUGAAGUUUUACGGGAGAAUUUAAUUAUUUAAUUAUAUUAUUUACACCACGGGGUUGGGUAAAUAAUAUAGUUAAUAAUUAAGGUUGCCGUUGCACUUAAACAACUAGUCUCAUUUUGGCCAUCACUGGGAAAUGUUGACUAGUUACUUAUUUUAGGUGACUUGUGUUGGGUCCUAAAAUAUUUAUCUACAACUUCUCACAAUCUAUCUAAGAAUAAAAUUAGCAAUUAUGUCUUACAAAUGAGCAUUGAACAAUUAGUUGCCAAUUUCUACCCCUACUUGCUAUUGGUUGAACUUUGUGUUGAUAAAAGUCUCUUCUCUCAAUCACUUUUAUUUAAUUACUUUUCCAAGUAAACAAAAAUCAAAAGAAACGCAUUCCCAACUUUAAUCCUUAGUUUGUGCUUAAUUAUUUUAUUUCCCGCUUCUCUGUGGUUCGACACCCUACUUCCUUGGGUAAAAAAAAUAGUUGUGUGCCCAUUAUAUGCUACACACCAACUUGGCGCCGUUGCCGGGGAAGCGGUUUUGAAAAAAAAAUUGAGAGCAUAAACUUUCGAUUUUAGUUAUUGUAAAUUGUGUGUAUAUUAUUCUGUUGUUAUCUUUUUACCUUUGCAGGUUAAAAAAAGUGAUUAAUUAAAGUUCAAAAAAAAAAUCAAAAAAAAAAAUCAAAAAAAAAAAUCAAAAAAAAAAAUCAAAAAAAAAAAUCAAAAAAAAAAAUCAAAAAAAAAACAAAUGGACUGUGAUUAAUCAUCUUACCUGAGCAUUGGAGUUGGACUUGUUGACUGAACAUAUCUGGACAUUCAGACCAUUGAACAUAUUGUUACAUUUUAAUUAAAAGGAUACUCCGCCUAUAUGGUCGGACCGCUUACUUGUACAUUAUAAUUCAAAGGAUACUCCGCCUAUAUGGUCGGACCGCUUACUUGUACAUUAUAAUUCAAAGGAUACUCCGCUUAUAUGGUCGGACCGUUUAUUUUUCUUUUUAUGGUGGUUCAAACCCCAACUUUUUAAUUUCUGCACUUUAAUUAUCGCAAUUUAAUUUGUGCACUUAUAUUAUCGCAAUUUAAUUUCCGCACUUUAAUUUCAGCAUUUUUUUAAAUUUUGCAUCCCCAAGCUUGUAGGCCGUGUCCACUUGUUGGUGGAGUGCACUUUUUUUUUUUUUUUUUUUCUUAAUAAUCCCCAGACUGUCGGCAUAGCUGCAUCUUGGUGGAGACUGUAUUUAUUACUGUAGCUAUUUUUUUCUUCCCUCAAAUCACCAUAUCUGUCGGCCUAGCCGCAUCCUGGUGAAUUACUGUAUAUAUUCAUACUGCUUUAAGGGCUCACUAGUCUCAUUCGGUUUAUACCAAUUGACUACGUGCGAACCUUAAUUAAUUAAUUAAUUCCGCAUUUAUUUUUUCUUUUCAUCUCUCUCUCUCUUUCCCCAAUCCCAAUUCCCUUCUGCUUAUGCUCACACGUUCACGUGGUGCGAAUUGUGAAUUGUUAUUCUUCUCUGACAUCGAAAAGCACAUACGUGAACAGAAAAAAAAAAUUAAAAAAAAAUGUCAAACGAUAUUGUUGUUAAUGAGCAGGUACCCAAUCAACAAAUCGUGGAUCAGGUUACGAGGACCAGGAAACCGCUGUAUGAUUAUGUUACGCCUCCCGUGGAUGAGCAUGACAGUGUUAUUCCACCAGAGGUUAACAUGAAUCACUUUGAAAUCAAGCCUGCUAUCAUUCAUAUGGUUUCAAAUACUCAAUUUGGCGGAGCGCCAACGGAGGAUCCAAAUAAUCACAUCACAAAGUUCCUUCGAGCUUGCAACACCUUCAAAAUCAAUGGUGUGCCAACUGAUGCUGUCAGACUACGCCUGUUCCCAUUCUCUCUACGGGAUCGAGCUCAGAGUUGGCUUGACUCUUUUCCGGAUAAUCACUUCUCCACUUGGGAUCAACUUCAUGGUGAAUUUCUCAAAAGAUUUUUCCCGCCAUCUAAAACGGCGAAAAUCCGAAGAAUGAUUCAAAAUUUCAAGCAAAAUCCCAAUGAGCCCCUCUACGAGGCUUGGGAAAGAUUCAAAGAUCUUCAGCGACAGUGUCCACAUCAUAACAUCCAAAACUGGCACUUGAUGACGGCUUUCUAUGAAGGCCUACAUGAAAAUUCUCGGAUACUCGUGGACGCGUCAGCAAAUGGAUCAUUCAUGUGCCUAGAACUUGAAGAGGCAGAAGAAUUGAUGGAGCGUAUUUCAUCAAAUGGAUCAACAUGGUAUUCUGAGCGAUCAUCUGCUCCACCAAAAAUCGGAGGCAUGUAUGAAGUUGAUCAAAUGUCGGCCAUAACCACAAAGGUCGAUAGCAUGAUGAAUCUUAUCCAAAAGAUGGCACAAGUCUCUCUUGUGCAAAACUCUACAUCAACUCCAGCUCCCAUUCCCGUUCUUAUGUGUGAAUCUUGCGGUGGACAACACAAUCAGUCUACUUGUCCAUGGGAAGCAAUGGAACAAGUUGACUAUGUCAACUACAACAGGCAGCCCCAACAAAAUCAAUUUGGUAAUUUCAAUCCUCAAGGAAGAAACCAUCCCGGUUUUUCCUGGAGCAAUCAAAAUGGAGCUGCUAAUCCACAACCAUCUUACCGGAGUGCACCACCCGGUUUCCAAAACCAACAACAGCAAUUCAGAGGUGGCCAAGAUAUUGUGAACCAACAACACUAUAAACCCACUCAAAAUCUUCCAUACCCUUCAAGUCAACAGCAAAAACCACUUCUCCCCACUCCUGAAACAACCCAAUCUCCUGUCCUAGAAAACAUUGUUGACCAACUUCUCAAGUCCCAAUUAUCUCAAGCUGAAACCCUGAAACAAAUCACCGAUGAACUUGGUCAACUUCGAGCUCACAACAAGAUGCUUGAGAAUCAAAUUGCUAAUCAAGCAUCCACAUCAUCAACUAAGGUGACAGGUAAGCUUCCUGCUUGUCCUGAAAACCCUAGGGAGCAAAUCAAUGUCGUCACUACUCGGAGUGGGAAACAACAUCAAUCCUUGCCCCGUUCUAGUGAUGAACAAGAACAUGAAGUGUUGGAGGAAAGGGCCGAGCAACAACAGAAAGGUGGAAACAACAACAAUGAACUUGAUGUCGGUACCAUGCCGAAACCAUCUGAUGAUCGUGAAGGGUCGAAGAAAGAAAAAAGCAGUUCGGUAAGGAAAUAUAUUCCCCCAGUUCCUUAUCCGAACAGUUUGAAGAAAGCUAAUAUGGAGGAGCGGAGAACUAAAUUUUUGAACGUUAUCAAACAGUUGGAUAUCUCAAUUCCUUUGCUUGAUGCCAUUACAGAAAUUCCUUCAUAUGCUAAAUUUCUCAAAGAUAUUCUCACAAAGAAGAAGGAGAAUCCAGCCACUGUUGCAAUGAGCCAAGAAUGUAGUGCCAUAAUCCAAAACAAAAUUACACCCAAGUUACGUGAUCCUGGAAGCUUCUUAAUUCCAUGUAUCAUUGGUGGAUCUAAAGUUAACAAAGCUCUUUGUGAUCUUGGUGCAAGUGUUAGCUUAAUUCCCUAUUCACUAUGUCAAAAGCUACACUUGGGGGAUCCCAAACCAACAACAAUGGCGUUACAAUUGGCUGAUCGAUCUGUCAAAUAUCCUAUCGGCAUUCUUGAAGAUGUUCCUGUCAAAAUUGACAAGUAUUAUAUCCCGGGAGACUUUGUUGUCUUGGAUAUGGAGGAAGAUGCUCGAGUUCCUGUUAUUCUCGGGAGACCCUUUCUAGCUACGGCAGGAGCAAUUAUCAAUGUAAAAAAGGGUGCCCUUAUCCUUCAGAUUGGGGAUGAUAAGAUCGAAUUCAAUGUACAAGAGCUGAGUAAGGAUACACCUUGUGUCCUUGAUGGUUACUAUGCUGAUGUUAUAGACUCUUGUAUCAUAAAGACAUUUGAUAAGUCUUAUUGGCUUUCUAAAGAUCCCAUGGAGUACACUAUACGAGAAUCUAUUGCAGAUGAGCAAGCCAAUGAAAUGGUGAAUUUAUGUCUCGAAAUGUUGCAAAACAUAUCUUUACCGAUGCCUAAAGCACUUAAAUUUGAAGUGCUUAAUCUUGAAGAUCAAUCCUUGAAUGUCAAAGGAAAAGCACCUGAAGUAGAACUCAAACCACUUCCAUCUACUUUAAAAUAUGCUUUUCUUGGCCCGAAUUCCACUUAUCCUGUCAUUGUGAAUGCUGAUUUAGAUCUUCAACAAGUGGAAAGAAUAUUGCAAGUCUUACGAAGCCAUCGCAGAGUUAUUGGCUACACCAUUGAUGAUAUUGUUGGCAUAAAGGCAUCUUAUUGCAUGCACCGCAUUUACUUGGAGGAUGAUCACAAGCCGAGCAUUGAGCACCAAAGACGCCUCAACCCGAACAUGAAAGAUGUUGUUAAAAAAGAAAUUCUUAAACUAUUGAGUUCGGGUAUCAUUUUCCCCAUUUCGGACAGUAAAUGGGUAAGUCCUAUCCAUGUGGUGCCAAAGAAAGGAGGAAUUACUGUUGUAAAGAAUGACAAAAACGAGCUGAUUCCUACACGAAUAGUCACUGGAUGGCGCAUGUGCAUUGAUUACCGCAAGCUAAACAAGGCUACUCGGAAAGAUCAUUUUCCACUUCCCUUUAUUGAUCAAUUGCUGGAGAGGAUGGCUAAGCACAAAUAUUUCUGUUUUCUUGACGGAUUCUCUGGAUUUUUCCAAAUCCCAAUUCAUCCGGAUGAUCAAGAAAUGACGACAUUUACAUGUCCUUAUGGUACUUUUGCAUAUCGCAGAAUGCCGUUUGGAUUAUGUAAUGCACCAGGAACCUUUCAAAAAUGUAUGCUAGCUAUUUUCUCGGAUCUUGUCGAGGAAAUUAUGGAAGUUUUUAUGGAUGAUUUCUCGGUUUAUGGGAUUUCAUUUGAUGAUUGUCUUGAACAUCUUGAUAAAGUGCUGAGCAAAUGUGAAGAAGCAAAUCUUGUCCUCAACUGGGAAAAAUGUCAUUUCAUGGCAACCGAAGGCAUUGUGCUUGGGCACAAAAUUUCUGAAAAGGGCAUUGAAGUAGACCCGGCAAAGAUAGAAGUAAUUGAGAAAUUGCCACCCCCUUCUUCCAUCAAGGGGAUUCGUAGUUUUCUUGGCCAUGCGGGAUUUUAUCGACGGUUUAUCAAGGAUUUUUCAAAAAUAUCAAAGCCUUUAACCAAUCUUCUCUCAAAAGAUGUGGAGUUUAAUUUUGAUGAAUCUUGCUGCGCCGCAUUUUCAAAACUCAAGUUGGCCUUAACUACUGCACCAAUUAUUAGGCCACCUGAUUGGAGUCUUCCUUUUGAACUCAUGUGUGAUGCAAGCGAUUAUGCCGUGGGAGCCAUUCUGGGUCAACGCAAAGGCAAAGAAGUAUAUGCCAUUUAUUAUGCAAGUCAUACUCUUGAUGAUGCCCAAUCAAAUUAUGCCACAACUGAAAAAGAGUUCCUUGCCAUAAUUUUUGCCAUUGAAAAAUUCCGAUCUUACCUUAUCGGUAGCAAGAUUAUUGUCUAUACCGACCAUGCGGCUAUCAAAUACCUCAUCAACAAAAAAGAUGCAAAACCGAGGUUGUUGCGGUGGAUCUUGUUACUACAAGAGUUUGACAUGGAAAUCCGUGAUAGAAAAGGAUCUGAAAAUGUUGUUGUCGAUCAUUUAUCUCGACUUGAGAUUCCUUGUGAUACCAAGAUGCCAAUCAAUGAUUAUUUCAUUGGGGAACAACUUAUGACUGCUCAAAAUUUUGAUCCAUGGUUUACCGAUAUUGCAAAUUACCUUUCUCAUGGGGUAAUUCCACAUGGUGCUACACAUACUGAAAAGAAGAAGUUAAAAUAUGACUCCCGCUACUAUCAUUGGGCAGAACCUUUUCUCUAUAGAAGGUGUGCCGAUGGAGUCAUUCGACGGUGUUUGCCCGAAGAUGAAGUUUCAAAUGUCUUGCACCAUUGUCAUUCCUCACCAUAUGGGGGACAUCAUGGAAGCUCUCGUACUGCUGCAAAGAUUUUACAAUCAGGUUUCUUUUGGCCCACUAUUUUCAAAGAUGCAAGCAAAUUUGUGAAAAACUGUGAUCGUUGCCAACGUACCGGUAAUAUUGGAAGAAAGAAUGAAAUGCCUCAACAUGGCAUACUUGAAGUCGAAUUGUUUGACGUGUGGGGGCUCGAUUUUAUGGGGCCAUUUCCAAAAUCAAAUGGGAAAGAGUUCAUCCUUGUAGCUGUUGAUUAUGUUUCUAAAUGGGUAGAAGCAGCUGCCACACAGACAAAUGAUGCCAAAGUGGUGAUCCAAUUCAUUCAGAAAAAUAUUUUCUCCCGAUUCGGAGUUCCACGAUCUUUCAUCACCGACAAUGGUACUCAUUUUUGUAACAAAGCAUUGGAACGUGUCCUUUCCAAAUAUGGGAUUCACCACCGACUCUCAACUCCAUACCACCCGCAAACAAAUGGCCAAGUGGAACUUUCAAACCGAGAAAUCAAAACAAUUCUCGAGAAAGUUGUUAAUCCUUCCCGAAAGGAUUGGGCCGAAAAGCUUGAUGAUGCACUAUGGGCAUAUCGCACUGCUUACAAAAAUCCCAUCGGCACCUCACCAUUCAAAUUGGUGUAUGGGAAAGCAUGUCACCUUCCUGUUGAGGUUGAACACAAAGCAUAUUGGGCAAUCAAGACACUCAACAUGGAUCUUGCAUUGGCGGGUGAGAAACGACUGUUGCAGCUAAAUGAACUUGAAGAAUUCAGACUUGCAGCUUAUGAUAGCUCAAAACUCUACAAGGAGAGAACAAAAGUUUUGCAUGACCGGGUGAUCAGCCGAAGAAAAUUUGAACGGGGAGAUAAAGUUCUUCUAUUUAACUCACGUUACAAAUUCUUUCCCGGAAAGCUAAAGACCCGAUGGUUGGGUCCAUUUGAAGUACUUGAAGCAUUUUCAUCCGGAGCAGUCCAGUUGUUAAACAAAAGCGGCCAAAAACUCAUGGUAAAUGGACAACGGUUGAAACUAUACCAUGAUGGUGAGAGACAAGAGGCAACUUCUGUGUAUUGCCUCACUGAUCCGAAAUAUGAAUGAAGAGGCAUGGGUCAAGCUAAUGACCUUAAACGAGCGCUUCUUGGGAGGCAACCCAAGUUUGUAAAUUUCAAAAAAAAAAAAAAAAACAAAAAAAAGCAAAAAAAAAUGUCUAGGUUUUUGUUUUUGGACUCUAAAGGGGCCACAUCCGCUCGAAAAGACAUCUCAACAUCAUCCGUCCGCAAUUCAGGGAAGUUUUCUUUACACUCCUUUAAUUUAUUUUCCACUGAGGACAGUGCAAAUUUUAAGUGUGGGGGAGUGGGUAGUUCGACCCUAAUUUCUUGUGUGAAUAUUUUUUCUUUUUCCUUGCUUGUUUGUGUGAUUUUAUUUUUUUUUAUUUUUAUUUUGUGUGUUUGUUUGGAAAAGUAAAGACCAGUCUUGUCCAAAAUACAACAAUAGACAAACAACACAUUAGUUUACACUUUUUGUUACUAGUUACUUCCAUAACUUUUUAAAACUAUUCAUUCACCUCUUUUGACGAAAUGUGGUUUGAGUUUGAGAAGUGUCACUAUAAUUUUUUGAGAGUAACUUAGUAUUAGCUUUGAACUUGAUUCUUUUUAACACUUUAACAUUAAACA